This is a messenger RNA of Cryphonectria parasitica EP155, 1894 nucleotides long. RefSeq names its product carboxyl transferase. Gene Ontology annotation, cellular component: mitochondrion; methylcrotonoyl-CoA carboxylase complex. Gene Ontology annotation, molecular function: methylcrotonoyl-CoA carboxylase activity. The record is from RefSeq and is a predicted model, not a curated record. Gene Ontology annotation, biological process: L-leucine catabolic process. The transcript is spliced from 4 exons. The coding region runs from base 146 to 1894 and encodes 582 amino acids. Lineage: Eukaryota; Fungi; Ascomycota; Sordariomycetes; Diaporthales; Cryphonectriaceae.
GGGACAAGCUUCCUCUUGUCCUUGUCCUCAGCAACGUGCCCACUACUUUUUCCUUCUCUUCCUUUCUGUUCUUCUUCAUGUUCUGCUCAAUGUAACAAGGUCUGCUUCACGGGGAAACGAGCCUCGACACUCCCCAGCCCAAACAAUGCCGUUGUCCAUUCGAGGCUCAAGACGAGUCAUCAUCCCCACAAUAGCCCGUCCCUCGUCGUCCUCACAAAAUGAAAGGGCCCCUCCUCAGAGCCAGAACAGCACCACCAGACGCACCAUCGCGACCUUUACGCCUCCGUACCAAGCCCAGGCCAUCUCCACGAUCCAGACCGUCGUCGACCCCUCCAGCGAUGACUUCAAGGAGAACCAGCGCGCUAUGGACGAGGCCAUGGCCCGCCUCACCGAGCUGACCCGCAAGGCAUCAGAAGGAGGCCCACCAAAGGCCAGGGAGAAACACAUUGCGCGCGGGAAGAUGCUGCCGAGGGAUCGUGUCACUGCCCUGAUCGACCCAGGGACGACGUUCAUGGAGCUGAGCCCGCUCGCGGGCCACGAGCUAUACCCUGAGGCGGAGGUGCCCGCGGCGGGGAUCAUCACGGGGGUGGGCGUCGUCGAGGGUGUCACCUGCGUAAUUGUCGCCAACGACAGCACCGUCAAGGGAGGGACUUACUAUCCCGUCACUGUGAAGAAGCAUCUGCGCGCACAGGCUGUGGCGCAGGAGAACAGACUCCCGUGCAUCUACCUUGUCGACUCGGGCGGUGCCAACCUCCCACAUCAGGCAGACGUCUUUCCAGACCGCGAUCACUUCGGCCGCAUCUUCUACAACCAGGCGCGUAUGUCCGCCGCUGGCAUCCCUCAAAUCUCCGUCGUCAUGGGACCCUGCACCGCCGGUGGCGCCUACGUUCCUGCCAUGUCCGACGAGAGCAUCAUCGUCCAGGAGCAAGGGCACAUCUUUCUCGCCGGCCCGCCCCUCGUCAAGGCCGCCACGGGCGAGUCCGUGAGCGCCGAGGACCUGGGCGGCGGCAAGAUGCACAGCAGCGUAUCCGGCGUGACGGACUACCUCGCCGUGGACGAUGCACACGCCCUCGUGCUGGCCAGGCGGUGCGUGAGCAACCUAAACUGGCCCAGCCGGACCACCAGUCCAGCAGCGGCCGCCAAGGAGGGCGAGGGGUUUAGCGAGCCACUCUAUCCUCCUUCCGAGCUGCUAGGCAUCGCCUCGACGAACCUACGCAGGCCGCUGCCCAUCCACGAGGUCAUCGCCAGAAUCGUCGACGGUUCUGCCUUUGCCGAGUUCAAGCGCGACUACGGCACAACCCUGGUGACGGGCUUUGCGCACAUCUAUGGGCAGCAGGUUGGCAUUGUCGCCAACAACGGGAUCCUCUUUUCCGCGUCAGCGCUCAAGGGCGCCCACUUCAUCCAACUGUGCGGUCAGCGCGGCAUCCCGCUCGUCUUCCUGCAGAACAUCAGCGGCUUCAUGGUCGGCACCGACGCCGAGAGGGAAGGGAUUGCUAAGAACGGUGCCAAGUUGGUCACAGCCGUUGCCUGUGCCGACGUGCCCAAGUUCACUGUUGUCGUCGGCGGGAGCUACGGCGCGGGCAACUACGGUAUGUGUGGCCGUGCCUACUCGCCCAGGUUCCUCUGGAUGUGGCCCAACGCGAGGAUAGGCGUCAUGGGAGGUGAGCAGCUUGCGGCCGUGAUGGAGACGGUCGGCAAGACUGUAGACGUGGGUCUCAAGGACAGGAUCGAGAAAGAGAGCGAUGCUGUCUUCUCGAGUGCCCGGCUAUGGGAUGACGGUGUGAUCCCGCCACAGCAUACACGCAGGUAUCUCGGAUUUGGUCUAAAGGCUGCCAUGUCAGGCCGGAAUGAGGUCAAGCCUGGCGAUACCAAGUUUGGCGUGUUCAGAAUGUAG